Oryza sativa Japonica Group (Japanese rice) is the source of this 1542-nucleotide messenger RNA. RefSeq lists its product as uncharacterized. The record is from RefSeq and is a predicted model, not a curated record. Lineage: Eukaryota; Viridiplantae; Streptophyta; Magnoliopsida; Poales; Poaceae.
CGCCUCCCGCUGCCUUCGCGCACCGCGCCGGCGCCCGCGCGGCCGCGCCCUCUCCGCCCCUUGUCCCGCGUCGGCGCGUCCGGCCGGCGCCCGGCGGCCUCCCGGCUCCCAUCUUUGUUUGGGGAUAAAUAGGAGGGACAGAAUGAGAGCGGCAGUAAGGGCACCCCCUCCCCACAGCUGCUACUCCCGCCGCCGUGCCACUCUAUUGGACGCGCGCUAUGUGCUCGACCAUAUGCCGCAGAGGCGCGCGCCGCCCCGGACCGCUGGCCUCCGCGCCCCGCCGGCGGCCGCGGCCGCGUCCUCCCGGAGGACGCCGCCGCUGCGCGUGGCUGGGCGCGCCGCCUGCCCGGCCGCUUCAGUUUCAUAUUUGUUCAGGACACUCCUGCCAAUUCCAACAGCCUUUCGCUCGACAGUUCGUGUGCGGUUGACCUCACCUGCAUUCUUGCCAUCAAGACGAAAUUUUGAAGGCUAUAUUCCUCAGAGCUGCUCAGGUUCAUCAUUGCAGAUCUAUAGCCAGUCAUCCCUGCUAUCUCUCUCACCAUCUUCAGCUCUCGUGGUGUCCUCCCAGCUGAACUCUUCGGAUGUUGCUCAGCGAUCAGAGGAAUGGUUUGCUCUCCGCAAGGACAAGCUCACCACAAGCACCUUCAGCACUGCCUUGGGCUUCUGGGCUGGCAACAGACGGUCAGAGCUGUGGAGCGAGAAAGUAUUUGGAUCAACAGAAAUCAAGUUGGAGGAUGCGGCGAGGUCUGCCAUGAACUGGGGCACGGUGAAUGAAAGUGUAGCCAUAGAGCAGUACACAAGCAUCACCGGACGGUCAGUGGGUUCCCUUGGCUUCGCAGUGCACACUGAGGCCAACUUUGGCUGGCUCGGAGCUUCACCUGAUGGUGUUCUAGGGUGUGACCCAGACGGUGGGAUCCUAGAAGUCAAGUGCCCGUUCAACAAGGGUAAGCCUGAGCUCGCUCUGCCAUGGCGCGCUAUGCCAUACUAUUACAUGCCACAGGUGCAGGGCCUGAUGGAGAUAAUGGGCAGAGAUUGGGUCGAGCUCUACUGUUGGACUCCCAACGGAAGCAGCGUUUUCCGAGUACCUCGAGAUCGCGGAUACUGGGAGCUCAUCCAUGAAGUCCUGCGUGAUUUCUGGUGGGGGAAUGUGAUGCCGGCCCGGGAGCUGGUGCUGCUUGGUAAGGAGGCCGAAGCUAGAUCCUUUGAACCACAGCCCAAGCACCGGUUGACAAACCUGGUGAUUUUUAGAAGCAGGAAGCUUGCUUCUGAAGCCAAGUUGUUGUGCAAGGAUAUUGGCGGUCAUGUAGAAUUCUUCCCAUGAUUAGCUCUGCCAAUGGCUGCACACUGUAUUCUGAUUAUUUAUUCUUUCAAUCAAAAACAUUUAAUUGCGUGACUAGUUCUCAAAUCGUUGGUGUUUUUACUGCGGUUUUGGAGCGUAUAAAAUGUUCCAUGAUACGUCUUGUCGUAGUUCCACAUGUUUUCUCAGAUUUUCAUCCUUGAAACAGGUGGCAAUGAAUCAAGCAGACUUGCAGAUUAGCCAAA